Messenger RNA from Vitis riparia (riverbank grape), 1558 nucleotides. Its product is annotated as COP9 signalosome complex subunit 3. The transcript is spliced from 11 exons. Gene Ontology annotation, biological process: ubiquitin-dependent protein catabolic process. Bases 76 to 1350 code for a protein of 424 amino acids. Lineage: Eukaryota; Viridiplantae; Streptophyta; Magnoliopsida; Vitales; Vitaceae. Gene Ontology annotation, cellular component: COP9 signalosome. The record is from RefSeq and is a predicted model, not a curated record.
GUUUCCCCCAUUUAUACUUCCAACUCGUCGAGCUUUUCCUCAUACUGAGUUGGGUCACCGAUCGGAACCCUAACCAUGGACAGUGUGGAAGCAGUGGUGACCCAAAUUCAAGGCCUCUCCGGUGGUUCCGCGGACAUUUCUCUUCUUCACAGCCUCUUGAAGCAAGCGGAUGACCUACUUCACAAUGAGUCGACUCGAUUAGCUCCGUUUCUGGAACAGCUUGAUCCUUCCAUACACACUCUUGGAUAUCUCUAUCUCCUAGAAGCAUGUACAUCUACUCCAAUUCCAAAAGAGCAAGCCAAUCAACUGGUUCUGUCCAUUGCAAAUUUUAUCAACAAUUGUUCAGCAGAGCAAAUUCAUUUGGCACCUGAUAAAUUUGUAUCUCUUUGCAAGAGGUUGAAAGACCAAGUUAUACUGCUAGAAGCCCCCAUGCGGGGUGUAGCACCAAUGCUGACAGCUGUUCGCAAGCUGCAGUCUGCAUCUGAACUAUUGACUGCUUUACAUCCAGAUUUUCUUCUUCUUUGUUUAUUGGCAAAGUGUUAUAAAACAGGUCUAUGCAUUUUGGAGGAUGAUAUUUUUGAAGUUGAUCAGCCAAGGGACUUUUUCCUCUAUUGUUAUUAUGGGGGGAUGAUUUGCAUAGGACAAAAGCGGUUUCGCAAAGCAUUAGAGUUGCUACACAAUGUUGUAACUGCUCCCAUGUCUACUAUAAAUGCUAUAGCUGUUGAAGCCUACAAAAAAUACAUAUUGGUUUCUCUCAUUCACAAUGGACAGUUCUCUACCACUUUCCCAAAGUACACUUCUUCAGUGGCUCAAAGGAAUCUAAAGAACUUCUCUCAGCCCUACCUUGACCUGGCAAAUAGUUACAGCAGUGGGAAAAUCUCAGAACCAGAGAAAUGUAUCCAGACAAACAGGGAGAAGUUUGAAGCAGACAAGAAUCUUGGAUUGGUGAAGCAGGUUGUAUCAUCUAUGUAUAAGCGCAAUAUCCAGAGAUUGACUCAGACAUACUUGACUCUCUCACUUCAAGAUAUAGCCAACACAGUGCAACUAAAUAGUCCUAAGGAGGCGGAAAUGCAUGUGCUUCAAAUGAUUCAAGAUGGUGAGAUAUUUGCAACAAUCAACCAGAAGGAUGGAAUGGUUAGAUUCCAAGAGGAUCCUGAACAAUAUAAAACCUGUGAGAUGAUCGAGCAUAUCGACUCAUCAAUCCAGAGGAUAAUGGCACUGUCAAAGAAAUUGACUACUAUGGAUGAGCUUAUCUCAUGUGAUCCGUUAUAUCUGGCAAAGGCUGGCCGAGAGCGACAGAGAUUUGACUUCGAUGACUAUGAUACCGUUCCUCAGAAAUUCAACAUAUGAAAUGGCAAGCAGGAUCAACUUUGGUUUCACAAGAGAUGGUAAAUGAUAUGAUGAAUGGCUUCAUACUGUCCAAUGUUGGCAAAUUUUCAUUGUCUUUUUUUGCUCAAGAUAGGUGAUAUCCGUUAUCAAAGCGCUGUUCAGACAUGAAAUAGUUAUGGGCACAUUUGAAUAUGAAGCGUCCUUUGCCUUUUCCUCAUCUUAUUGUGAA